AUGGGGUGCCCAUUGACUUCAAUUGUUCUUUCUAAAAAUUUGCAUUCGCUUCCAGAUUGCGUGUUUUACGGCAAUCAUCUGGUUUCCUACACUGUUCCAGACAACAUUCAAAAUGAAGCUUUCAGUGGAUUAGAUAAAUUGGUACACAUCAAAUUGUCGAGUAAUUUAACAAAACUCCCAGACGCAGCUUUUGCUUCCAAUUAUAGUUUGAAAAGUGUUGAUAUUCCAAUGAAUGUGACCAAAAUUGGAGACCGAUGUUUUUCUGGGUGUCCACUUGAUGGAGAAAAAGUAUUUAAAAUACCCAAAAACGUUAAGGUGAUUGAGAUAGGUGCUUUUGGAAAUUGCAAUUUUGAAGAAGUGGUGAUUGAAGGUAACAUCCAAGAAAUUAAUGAUGAAACGUUCAGUAAUUGUGUAAAUCUAUCAAAAAUAACUAUUCCGGAUUCAGUGACCAGAUUUGGCGAUUAUGCAUUUAUAAAUUGUAAAUUUGACAAAAUGUUCUUUGCAAAAAAUCUGAAAGUAAUGGGAACAGGGGUGUUUUCUAAAAAUAAGAAAAUAACUGAAGUUGUUUGGGAUGAAAAAUUCACAUCAAUUCCUAAAGAAAGUUUUAGAGGCUGUAAAAAUGUCACAAAAAUAGUCAUUCCAAGUACUGUUACUUCAUUUGGAGAAAAUGCAUUUAAAAGCUGCAAAUCAUUUGAAAAUUUUGUAAUUCCAAAUACUGUUGUUGAAUUUGGAAUGAACGUUUUUGAGAAAUGUGUGAAUUUGAAAAGUGUCACACUUCCUGAAGGAAUAACUAGAAUUCCAUUUGGGAUGUUUUUAAGCUGCUCGAAUUUGAGUGAAAUAAAGAAUCUAGAAAAAAUCACAAUAGUCGAACAAAGCGGGUUUAAUAAAACUCGUAAAUUAUUUGCACAUGGCAUUCCAUCCACUUUGAAGACGAUUGGGUACACUGCUUUUAGUGAUUGUUACAUUGAAGAGUUAGUACUCCAAAAUGUAGAAAUAAUGGAUGGUGCUUUUAGUCACAACGACAAAUUGACUAAAGUUGUUGUUUUAGACGGCGUCACAACACUUUCAGAUGAAUGUUUUUCUGAUUGUAUUAAUCUUCGAAUUGUAGAAUUGCCGAACAGUCUUGUCUCAAUUGAUUCCAAUUGCUUUGAUGGAUGUACCAGUCUUGAAGAAAUUACAAUUCCAAAGAGUGUCACGAAAAUAGGAACUCAAUGCUUCAAUGACUGCUCGAACUUAAGAAAAGUUAAUAAAGACGAAUCAUUGGUGUGUGAUGAUACCGUGUUUUCAAAAUGUCCUAAUUAUUUAACAGGAAAAGUUGUUGAAAAAGAUCAAUUCACCGGAGCUGUUGUUGAUAUUCCAAACGGAUUUGAUGGAUUAGAAAUGGCGCUUUUGAGAACAACAAUAAAUUAG
Molecule: messenger RNA, 1410 nt
Organism: Entamoeba invadens IP1
Lineage: Eukaryota; Evosea; Mastigamoebida; Endamoebidae
Exons: 2
Coding region: 1-1410 (469 amino acids)
Source: RefSeq, a predicted model, not a curated record